UACACAAUUAUACCCGCUGCAGGAACUAGUGCUUCCCUUCAUCACUCUUUUUGCUUUUUAUAAGUUUUUCUACACUUUGCCCACUCUUCUUCAGAAGCAAAAAAACGUAAAGGUGACGCCUCUCUCUCUCUCUCUCUCUCUCUCUCUCUCUGCCUCUGUCAAUCUAUCAGUCCAUCCCCUAAAAAACUUGUCAUUGUACCUUUUUUGCUUGAAAGUCUCAUCUUUCAAAAUUCUUUCGUCUGAGUAGUCUCUUUCUCUAGCUGUUUAAGUUAAACUCUACUUCUCCACGCAGCCACCUCCUUUUCUUUCAUUAAUUGUACCCCUUAAAGCUACCAUAGAAGGCAACUUUUGAUCUGUGUAUACAUGCUCUGUUUUUCAAUCUUGUUUCUUUGAUUCUCUGUUUCUUGAAAAUUUCAAGAAAACAAUCUUUUUUGGGUUUCUGUUGUUUGAUCUUUAUUCGUUUGAGACUGUUUCUUGAAAUAUUCAAGAAAAGCAAUGAAAGAGAGGGGCAAAGCAGUGGAGAUUUAUAACAACAACAGCAAUAGUGACAUGUAUUUUCAAGAUUAUAGCACAUCCUCAUCUGAUCUUCCAUGCAAGAAACACCCAUCAUCUUCUUCAGUUGGAAUUUGUGCAUAUUGUCUCAAAGAUCGUUUAAUGAAUCUUGUUUGCUCAGAUUGUGGAGAACAAAGGCUUUCUUCUUGUUCUUGCUCUGAGAUCUCUUCCAAUCGUAAUUCUUGCACUGUUGAUGUAGGCAGUGUUGGUCGAAUCUCAUUCUUGAUAGAAAAUGAUCAAAGGAACAAUGAAAUUUCAAAUUCCAAGCCCAAAAUUGGAGAGAAAACAGAAGAAGUUAAUUUCUUGCUUAAAAGAAGCAGUAGUAGCUGUGUCGAGAUAAAAAGAAAAAGUGGGUUUUGGAGAAUUGGAAAACUAUUUAGCAAGAAAAGAGAAAAGGGUAGUUAUGAAAGAAAUAGUAUAAGUGGAUUUGAAGAAAGGAGUGACAGUCUUUGGGUUGUUGAUUAUAUGGGUGUUUCUAGAUCAAGGUCUCUUUGCAGUUUCAGAGGUGGCGGCGGCGGCUUUUUUGGAUCAGAGGAUGGAACCUUUUCAGGUGCUCGGAGUUCAAUUUCAGGUGCUAGAAGUUCAAUUUCUGCUGCAAGAAAUUCUGGUGUUAAUAAUGGUUUGAUUUUUGAUCCUGAAAGGAAAAGUGGGUUUAGCAGCGAAACAGAGCCAAGAAAAAGUGGCUUUGACAGUGUGUUAUUAGAUUCUGAUCAAAAACUUGAUUUUUCUGGUUUUAAUGGAGCAAAUACUAACACUAGAAGAGUUUUUUCACUCAAAGAAGGAAACUUCACUACUAUGGAAGAUUCAGGCUUCAUCGACUUGAAAUUUGAUGGUCUAUCAGAUUCAAACUCUGCUUUUGGUAGCAUGAAGGGCAAUAGUGAUUUUGUGGCAGUUCAAGAACAAUGUGGAGGCAGUUUUGGGAGUUUUGUUGGAGAUGGGAUGUUCAGUAAUGGAGGAUCAUGUAGAAUUACAGUUAGUGACAGAGGGAUUAAAAGGAGCAGGAAAAGUUUCAAGAGCUGGAGAUGGAUUUUCAGGCAAAAUAAUUCAGAUGCAAGAAAAAAACAUGAAGAAUAUGUAGUCAAACCAUUAGCAUAAUUAGACCAGUUUAAAUUUAUUAUCUGCUUUUUUUUUUUUUUUCUUAUGUUGUGUAUUAAUUUGGUCACAUCUUUCUGCUUUCUAUUUUGAUCAAGUUUAAAGAAAAGAAGUGGGAAUUAGAACUUUUGCUUGAGUUUCA
Messenger RNA from Jatropha curcas, 1786 nucleotides. Its product is annotated as micronuclear linker histone polyprotein-like protein. The record is from RefSeq and is a predicted model, not a curated record. Lineage: Eukaryota; Viridiplantae; Streptophyta; Magnoliopsida; Malpighiales; Euphorbiaceae.